Messenger RNA from Balaenoptera acutorostrata (minke whale), 616 nucleotides. It is a transcript of the gene CLDND2, whose product is annotated as claudin domain containing 2. The record is from RefSeq and is a predicted model, not a curated record. NCBI's taxonomy places the organism in Eukaryota, Metazoa, Chordata, Mammalia, Artiodactyla, Balaenopteridae. Bases 76 to 576 code for a protein of 166 amino acids. The transcript has 5 exons. Gene Ontology annotation, cellular component: plasma membrane.
CCCAGGGCGGGUACGGCAGGAAGACUCGCUGUGUCUGGAGGAGGGGUGCGGUGUGGAGGCAGCAGCCUCCCUGGCAUGGGGGUGAAGCGGAGCCUUCAAAGCGGGGGCACCUUGCUGGGCUUCUUGGCCAACAUCCUCACCAUUCUGUCCACGGCCACCAACUACUGGAUCCGCUACUCUGGGGGCCACAGUGGCCUGUGGCAGGAGUGCAGCGGGGGCACCUGCUCCAACAUCCCCUGCCAGACCAUGCUGGCGGUGACCGGGGCGUGCAUGGUGCUGGCGACGGGCUGCAGCAUCGUGGGCUUGGUGAUGGGGCUACGGAUUCUGUGCCAGGAGGGCGACUCGCGGGGCCGGACCACGAGUGCCAUCUUCUUCCUCUGCGGCUUGCUGCUGCUGAUCGCCAUGACAGGCUACACAGUGAAGAACGCAUGGAAAAACGACGUCUUCUUCUCCUGGUCCUACUUUUCGGGGUGGCUGGCUUUACCCUUCUCUGUUCUCGCGGGCUUCUGCUUUCUGCUGGCGGACAUGAUCAUGCAGAGCACGGAUGCCAUCAGUGGAUUCCCCGUGUGCUUAUGACCGCAGCUGCCUGGGGCAGAAUAAAGGAACUGCUUCCAUU